AGAUAACUUUUUGAAGAUUCUAAUGCAAAUAUUACAUUUAAAAUUACUCCAAUUGGAUAAAUAGUAAUAUCAGAAUAAGAGUAAACGUAAGCAGAAUAAAUCAUGUUAGUUUAAUAGCAAUUUAGUUUAAUAUUUCUUAUUUUAAUUCCAAUUUCAAUUGUUACCAAUUUAUUUGAUUAUUUAUGGGCAGUAUUAGAAAUUUUGAGUUGGGUGAAUAACUUUUAUUUUUUAAAUGUAAACUAUCCAUUUAAUGUAGAAGUAUUAUUAUUAAAUAGUGAUUGGUCUUCAAUUAUCAACUUUCCAACUUAUUAAGAAUUAAAUUAACCUGGUUGUGAUUAUUACUUUCAAGCUCCAAAAAGAUUUUAAGAUAAGGGAAUAGAUCCACUUUUUAUUAAUAAUGCCUAAAUUCCUUUUAUGUUUAUUUUAUCAGCACUAAGCCUUUAUUUAAUCAAUUAUAUAUUUUUAGUGUUUUUUAGUUAUCUAAAUUUGUUCUUCAAUAAAGAAAUAAAAUUAAAUAGAAAGCGUUUUAGCAUUUUUAAUUUAUAAGUCAUAAAAAAAACAGUCAACACUUAAGUUAAACCAAUUGAUUAAGUUUAAGUUGAAAACAAAUAAUAUAUUUAACGCAUAAUAACUUUUUUAAGUUUUACUUCAAAUGGAUUUAAAAAUAAAAUAAAAUAAACCUUAACUUUAUGUUUGCUAGAUAUUACAUUAGCUUGCAUGCUAUAAUUUACUUUUUCGAAGCCUGACUCAAAUAUUAUUGUAGGAGUUAAUUAAUUAAUGGCAUUCUUUGCUACUGGCUUAAUUUUAUUUUAGUUAUUUUAAUCAUAUUUUGUAUUAAAUAUUCAUAAGUGCUUAGCAGAAAAUAAAUAGUUUUAAGAAAAAUAUGAGAUUUAUUAUGAAAAUAUCAAUACAGAUGAUUCCUUUGGAUAUUAUUAUAAUUUUUUUGGGAUUACCAGAAAGAUUACUUAUGUUUGUUUUUUAGUACUUUAUUAUUACAUCCCAAUCCUUUAAACUUUAUUCUGUUUUAGUUCAACUUCAUUGGGAUUUUUUCUUCUUUGCUAUAAAAAUCCAUAUAACUUCAAUUUAACUUUGAUUCAUUUAAUAAUUGUUAUAAUUUCAAUUAGCGAUCUAAUAAAUAUCUAAUUUAUUAAAGAGAAUAUAAUAAACUUAGGAUGGGUAAUUAUUUCAUUAAUUCUAUUUUCAAUUCUAAUAGAAAUUUGCUCGUUAAUUUAAGGCAUACUACAAUAUUUUUAUAAUUGCUUCGUUUUUAUAAAAAUUUAGGAAAGAAAUAAGACUAGGCCAAAGAAAAUAAGAUUAUAGAAGAGUAAAAGUAAAAUGUAGAACGAAAAUAGUAGCAAGUAAUUAAUAAAGGAAGCAAUAUAAAUCGAAAUUUAUCACGCAAUCAAAUAUUUGAAUAAAGAAGAUUUUUCUUUCCAAUUUGAAAUAUAUAUUAUUAUUGACUAUUUUUUUAGAAUUUUUGCUAUUGUUUAAUUUUAUGAUUCUAUUCAUAUUUGGUUUUUGUAUUAUCUUUACUUAAAUUUAUUUUAAUUUAGUACUGUAAAACAAGAACAACAAAAAUCAAAAUUUUUUUGA
Paramecium tetraurelia is the source of this 1593-nucleotide messenger RNA. RefSeq lists its product as uncharacterized. The record is from RefSeq and is a predicted model, not a curated record. The transcript is spliced from 2 exons. NCBI's taxonomy places the organism in Eukaryota, Ciliophora, Oligohymenophorea, Peniculida, Parameciidae. The annotation marks the transcript as partial.